This is a messenger RNA of Ylistrum balloti, 864 nucleotides long. RefSeq lists its product as uncharacterized. The transcript has 4 exons. The record is from RefSeq and is a predicted model, not a curated record. The coding region runs from base 1 to 864 and encodes 287 amino acids. NCBI's taxonomy places the organism in Eukaryota, Metazoa, Mollusca, Bivalvia, Pectinida, Pectinidae.
AUGCUCGUGAAAACAUCUCUCCAUCUCGUGGUGCUGGCUGGUUUGGCCCUCUCAGUGGUAUCCAGCCAUAUUGUUAAGGGAAAGGGAAACAAUGACGACCAGCCUGGACAAUCUAGACACGACGGGAAACGGGCCAUGGACAAUAUGUACAAAGGUAUGAUGGAGUCUUUUAAGACAAGUUUUGUUCCCGGAUCCAAGAAGGACGACGGUAAUGGUAAUGGUGGUGACGCUUCCCCUAGUGAUUGGAAGAAUAUGAUACCGGGUUUCGCGAAAGGUUUUAUUCCUGAUAGUGCAGAGGAUGGUACAGAUAACAGCACUGUCAGUGAGGACGCUGUUACAGAUUCUUCUGCCACAAACUCAACUUCAAUGGGCAUCGAGGGAUCGUUCAAGGUCAACGCUGCCCUCAAAGAUGACAAAUCCACUGCAGACGAAACAAUGACGUCACAAGAUGGCGAGUCAGUCGAUACCACCGCGCUACCGGAAGUUCUGUCAACUGACGACAAUGUUCCGUCGGAAUAUGGACUUCUUACUGGUGAGAAUGACCUAGCGAAUAUCAAUACACAGUCAAGCGAAACAGGAGCAAUGGAAACUCCAACAGAUUUGUCUGGCACAAAUGAGGAACAAGAUGGUGACAUGACACAAUUAGAAAACGAUUUAGCGGAAACAACAGAUGAAGACCUUAAUCCUCAGGGAGACACUGGCACACAGUUAGAUGAUACAGAAACAGAUUUGAAAGAAAAGGAGCCGGACACAGAUGCAAAAAAGUCUAUGUUUCUAAAGAUGGCUAUGAGUGGUAAGGCGUCCCUCAAGCACGAUGAGAAGCCGGUCACUGAUGUAGAAGAAAAGAAGGAAACUACCAUUUAG